Abrus precatorius (Indian licorice) is the source of this 2721-nucleotide messenger RNA. Its product is annotated as golgin candidate 3-like. Gene Ontology annotation, molecular function: small GTPase binding. Bases 143 to 2449 code for a protein of 768 amino acids. Gene Ontology annotation, biological process: Golgi organization; endoplasmic reticulum to Golgi vesicle-mediated transport. The transcript is spliced from 15 exons. The record is from RefSeq and is a predicted model, not a curated record. NCBI's taxonomy places the organism in Eukaryota, Viridiplantae, Streptophyta, Magnoliopsida, Fabales, Fabaceae. Gene Ontology annotation, cellular component: Golgi apparatus.
AAAGGAGUUAGGAAAACAAUUGCAUUGCAAAGAAAACGCAGAGAUAGAUUCGUGGCGAGAUCUAGCUGAAAUUGCAGUGCGCGCACCUUAACUAAAUCACAGAUUCAACAAUAACAAUUCGAAUCUCCUUUUUGGUUUGAAUAUGUGGGGCACAAUUGCCAAUUUCAAGGAGAACUUGAACAAGAUUGCCCUCGAUGUUCACUUCGCCGACGACGAUGAAGACGACAUCGUUUUCCCUCCCGACGCCCAAAACCCUGCCGUCUCCGAUCGCCGCAAUUCUCACAGCUUGGCGCAUUCCAAAUCGGUUUCUAGGUCGCCGCCACCGAUGGCCAACGGAAUAACAGAUUACCCCUGUUCUUCUGAGAUUGAACAAUAUAAAGCAGAAAUCAAGCGACUUCAAGCAUCCGAGGCAGAAAUUAAAGCACUAUCAGUUAAUUACGCAGCUCUAUUAAAAGAAAAAGAGGAUCAGAUCUUUAGAUUGAAUAAAGAAAAUGGCUCAUUAAAGCAUAAUUUGGAAGCUACAAGUCCAGCAUCUGCAAAUGGCACUUACACAGUCAAGGGAAGUAGUGAACAAUCAUCAAAUCGACAGCAUAGGUUCACAACUCAAAUGAAAAAUAAUUAUCCUACAAACAACGGAAAUACAUCUGCUUUGGAAUCCGAUGCUAUUCAAAGUAAGAUGGCAUCUAAACGUUCAAACUUACAAGUAAAGGACAAGGAGCUAGCAGAUUUGGUAGAGGGAAAAAAUGGCCCCACAGGUGCAGCACAUCUUCAUGAGAUACAAAAAUUGAAGUUGGAACUGGAGCAAGAACGCAAUAAAUUGGCAAACAUUCAGCUAAAAUUCCAGGAGGAAGAGAAAUUGAACAAGUCUUUCCAGGAGGAGCUUAAAUUAUUAAAGUUGGAAAGGGACAAAACAGCAAAUGACGUGAGCAAAUUACACAGUGAAUUGAAUGAGAAAAUAUCUGAAAUAAAGUAUCUGCAAUUGGAGUUGUCUAGACGGGAAGAUGAAGAAGCAAGUGACGCUGUGCAUAGUAGCUUCAAAAGAUUAAUUGAAACUUUACAGAAGGAAAACAGUACCCUUAAGAUGGAAAAAGAUGAACUUGAGGCUGUGCUCAAAUCAAGUAGGAUGUCUUUCACUGGAAAAAUGUCACCUGAUGCUUCUCAGAUGCAGAACAAGGAUCCAAGCUGUAACAGUGAUUUAUCAGAUCCUUCCAAAGGUUUUCCAGGGAAAGAAGACUUGGAAAGAUCCUUACAUAAGCUUAGUAAAGAUUUAAAGGAGACACAUAAGGAGAGGGAUAAAGCAGUACAAGAAUUGACCCGCCUUAAACAGCAUUUGUUAGAAAAGGAAUCUGAAGAAUCAGAAAAAAUGGACGAGGAUAGCAAAAUCAUUGAAGAACUACGAGAUAACAAUAAUUAUUUAAGGGCUCAAAUUUCGCAUCUUGAAAAAACUGUGACGCAGGCAACUGCAAGUCAGGAGAAACUGAAGAUAGCAAAUGACAAUGAAAUUCUUAAGUCCAGGGAAAUCAUUGAUGACCUGAACAAGAAACUUGCAAACUGUUUGAGCACAAUAGAUGCUAAGAAUACUGAACUUAUAAAUCUACAGACAGCUCUUGGACAAUAUUAUGCUGAAAUUGAAGCUAAGGAACAUUUAGAAGGAGAGUUGGCUCGUUCAAGGGAAGAAAUGUCCAAGCUUUCUCAAUUGCUGAAAGAUGCAGAUUGUAGAGCAGAUUUACUGAUCAGUGAAAAAGAAGAAAUUUUAGCCAAGCUUUCUCAGUCUGAGAAGUUACAAUCAGAAUGGAGAAGUAGAGUAAGCAAACUUGAGGAAGACAAUUCCCGAUUGAGGCGAGCUCUUGAACAGAGUAUGACACGGCUAAAUAGAAUGUCAGUGGAUUCUGAUUUUCUGGUCGACAGGCGCAUUGUGAUAAAACUACUUGUAACAUAUUUCCAGAGAAACCACAGCAAAGAGGUUUUGGAUCUAAUGGUUCGCAUGCUUGGAUUCUCUGAUGAGGACAAACAAAGAAUAGGUGUUGCUCAACAAGGUCCAGGAAAAGGUGUUGUCCGAGGUGUUCUUGGGUUGCCUGGCCGCCUAGUUGGAGGUAUUUUGGGAGGAAGUGCUUCAACUGAAUCAGCUGGAAAUGUAGGAUCAGAUAACCAGUCCUUUGCAGAUAUGUGGGUUGAUUUUCUUCUCAAGGAAACAGAGGAAAGAGAGAAGAGGGAGUUGGCAGGAAGUACAGGUAAAUCCAUGGAUGAUUCACACGAUAAAAGUAGUUCUGCUUCACCACCUUCCAAUCAGAGGUUUAGCACUGGGACAGCAUCAUUUAAUCCACCUACCAGUCCUCUCCCUCGUGGAUAUUUUCAGCAUUCUGAACAGUUUGAUUCCGAGUUCUCAACAGUUCCCCUUACAUCAUCGGAUAGCAAAACUAUGAGUUCAAAACUUCUUCCUAGAUAUUAAAUAUAUACAUUUUUUAUGUAAUUAAUCAGGGGUAUAGAUCAUUGUUAUAUUGUAGAAGUGCAAUCUUGUUUAAUUAAUUCUUUCACAUGAAAAAUGAGUGUAGAGUGUAUUUUAUUCACAAGUGUCACAAUUAUUUUUUCAUUGCCUUCGUGUUCCAGUGUGGAUACUCUUGCAUAAUUUGGAGCACUGGAACUGUGGUAACAUAUUUUGAUGUAUAUCUAUCUCAUGUAAGUCGCUCAUUUUUAAAUUAUAUGAUAUAUUGUCUCGUGCAC